Messenger RNA from Archocentrus centrarchus (flier cichlid), 1314 nucleotides. Its product is annotated as L-serine dehydratase/L-threonine deaminase. The record is from RefSeq and is a predicted model, not a curated record. The transcript is spliced from 8 exons. Bases 45 to 1016 code for a protein of 323 amino acids. NCBI's taxonomy places the organism in Eukaryota, Metazoa, Chordata, Actinopteri, Cichliformes, Cichlidae. Gene Ontology annotation, biological process: L-serine catabolic process; L-threonine catabolic process. Gene Ontology annotation, molecular function: L-serine ammonia-lyase activity; pyridoxal phosphate binding; threonine deaminase activity.
ACGGUCCUUGGGAUAUUCAACGAAACCUGCUGACACUUAGUGAAAUGAAUACCGAGAAACAUCUUCACAUGGCCACUCCAGUGAGGGAGAGCCUUGCCCUGACCAAACUGGCCGGGACGUCUAUUUACCUCAAGCUGGAAUCAUCGCAACCAACAGGAUCCUUUAAGAUCAGGGGCCUCGGUCAUCUGUGCAAAACGCUGGCAGAGCGAGGAUAUGAGCGAUUUGUCUGCUGCUCAGGAGGAAAUGCCGGGAUGGCAGCAGCUUAUUCUGCCCGCAAGCUCGGGGUACCUGCAACUAUCAUAGUUCCAAGUGUCACACCAAGCAUAACAGUGGAGAAAAUGCAGGACGAGGGGGCCACUGUGAUCAUCCACGGCAAGAAUGUAGACGAAGGCAUUGCAUACGGACAGCAGCUUGUAGCAAACAACCCCGGCUGGGUAUACAUCCCUCCCUUUGAUGAUCCCCUCAUCUGGGAAGGCCACACAUCUCUGGUGAAGGAGCUCUGGCAUGACCUGAAGGAGAAACCAGGAGCGAUAGUGCUGUCAGUGGGAGGCGGAGGUCUGCUGAACGGAGUGGUGGAGGGACUGCGCCGCGCCAACUGGGCUGACGUCCCCGUUGUAGCCAUGGAAACCAUAGGAGCGCAUAGCCUCCAUGCAGCCAUGCAGGCUGGAGAGCACGUCACUUUACCGGCAAUUACGAGUGUUGCAACCACACUGGGCGUGGCCAAGAUCUCCGCACAGACAAUGAAACUGUCACAGGAACACGUGAUUUUGUCACAAGUAGUCACGGACCAGGAUGCCGUGAAAGCAGUUGAACGCUUUGUCGAUGAUGAGAAGAUCCUGGUGGAGCCCGCCUGCGGUGCCGCUCUGGCAGCUGUGUACAGCGGCAUUAUCAAAAAGCUGAGGGAUGAAGGCAGGCUGGCACAGGACCUGGGCCCUGUGGUCAUUGUGGUGUGCGGCGGUAACAACAUCAGCUUAGAGCAGCUGAGCAAGCUGAAAAAGCAGCUUGGCAUUAUUUAACAUUACCUUGGGUCUUCCUGACCGUUCCUCUUUUUUUCCUCCACUUGGUCACAACCCUUAAGCUUUAUUAUAGUAUUAUUAUAUAAGUAUUAAUAUCUGUAGACGGAAACGCUUGCGAACGCUGAGACAAAGCACUGAAUGAAGACGGGAUAUGCAUUUAAUCGUGUGACUGUUUUUGUCCAGCGAGGUUUCUAUAUGAAAAAUAAAAGUGUGACACAUAUUUCGGCCUCAUCUGCAUUUGUAUGUAGUAUGAUUCCUUUAUAAAGCCUUCUGUAUCAAUAUAUCUAUAUUAUAUUCA